Drosophila gunungcola (fruit fly) is the source of this 1998-nucleotide messenger RNA. RefSeq names its product ribitol 5-phosphate transferase FKRP. Gene Ontology annotation, cellular component: Golgi apparatus. The transcript has 3 exons. Gene Ontology annotation, biological process: protein O-linked glycosylation via mannose. Lineage: Eukaryota; Metazoa; Arthropoda; Insecta; Diptera; Drosophilidae. The coding region runs from base 1 to 1719 and encodes 572 amino acids. The record is from RefSeq and is a predicted model, not a curated record.
AUGAAGGUCUUUCGGCUGCGACUGGUGAAGCUCGUCCUGCUGGGCUUCCUGCUGGCCAACCUAGUGUUCUUCUACUACACCUGGAACACGCUGCUCUGGCGCCGGAUUAGCAGAGCCCUCACGGGGGAGUCGGUGGCCCCGGAGGAGCCGCCAAAAGCGGCCAAACUGUCGCCCAAGGAUAAGGUGCACAAUGCAAACAAGCACAUACGGAAGUCCAUAACCAUCGUGUUCUACGGCCACUACAACUUCGAGCAGGACCUCAGGGCCAGCAUCGAUAGCAUCCUGGACGUGAUACCCAACAUGCCCAUCCUGGUGCUGCAAGACGGCGGUGCCGAGUAUGCCUAUCCGCCGGUAAAUUACGAGCGUAAUCUAACCGCCGGAGAGGAGCGAUCCGUGGUCUUUCAAAGUCUGGCCUUCGAUGUGCGGCACUCGCGGCAGGAGCUGAAUCCCCUGGCCGCCAUUCGCACCAAGUACGUCCUCAUCAUGCCGGACGGUGUGCGGCUGAGCAGCAAGAACAUCCUGCAGAAGAUCCUGCGCGAGAUCAACUCACUGGGCCAGCCGGGACAGCCUAAGGAGCAGCGGCCACCGGUUCCGCCGGAGGAGACAGUGCGUCGGAUGGUGCUGGUCCCGUUCGCCGGGAACCUAAAGUCCUUCAGCAGCUGCGUCAGGAUGACCCUGGAUCUGCCGGACUGGACGCUGGAACUGGUGGCCACCAAUGACAGCAGACGAUGUGAUUUGUUCCUGCAAAAACACGCAAUCCUGCUAGAUGCAUCCGUUUUGGGAGCCAUGCCCGAGCCAUUUACCCUGCCCUUCCCGGAGAUGCUCUACAUGCAGGCCAAAAUUGCCAAUUUGUCGACCACGGUGUUUCCGCAAGCUUUCCAGGAGGGUCGUCGUUUGUUUGCCUCGUUUCACACCAAACAGCGGAGGAUGGAUCUGCGAAGGAGGCAGUUCCGUGAGAUGUACAAGAAACUGCAAAUCAAGCGGAUUGUGAGGCGGGCCUACAGGGUGCCCGGCAAGGCCCAGGCGAGGGAGGUGUGGGGUCAGGGACACGGCUUGGUCCUGGACGGCCAGUUCUCGUCGUCGAACACCUCGCUACCGCUCAUUACCGACAUCGAUUUGUUCGGCUGCGAACGGACCACCAAGUCGUGCAUCGGGAGUGUGUACAACGAGAGGCCCUACUACUCCUACCUGGGCAAGCACACUCCACCCUGCUGCCUGGACAAGUUGAGGACGACCUUUAACCACGUGCUGGAGGAGUUCGAGAACGUGGGCAUACGUUACUGGCUGGACAACCGGGCCCUGCAGAGCGCCAUCGAGACGAACCACCUUUCUCCGGAUGCCUACGACAUCGAUAUUAGCUUCAAUGUCCAGGACCUGGAGCGAUCCAAUGCGAUGAAGAAGUCGCAGAGCAAGCCGUACGUGGACAACGAGGGAUUCUACUGGAUCAAGGCCACCGACGGGCACUAUUUCCGCGUCCAGUUCUCCAAGCCCAACCAGGUGGGCGUCAAUCUGCUGCCCUACUCCAUUACUGGAACGGAGGCUCGGGCCAACGGAUUCUUCGGCUGGAAGGCCACCACCUUCUCGGCGGACUACCUGCAUCCCAUGUCCACGGUGCUCUUCCUGGGCAAAAGCGUUAUGUGUCCGAACAACGUGCUCGAGUAUCUGGAGGAGAAGCACAUUAAGGUGAGGUCCGCUGACCUGGAUGCGGAGGAGGAUUAGGCCAACUUGAUAAGAGCCUUGUCUUAAAACAAAAGAAUUCCAUGAACUUAACAACAAGAGUGUGUGAAAAUAAUAUUUCAUAUAUGUUUUUGUCUGCUGAACGCUGAGAUUAUAAAUUAAGAUCAGUGACUAUUUAAAUCGUGAUCAUUAUGGAGUUACAUUCCAAGAAAAAGCCAAUUCUAAUAGAUUAUCCGUCGGUCGGUUCCAAGUUACAGAAAACCAAAAUUUAAAGAAAAUUGGUGAACAGGGUAAAGACUAAACAUCAAACUGGACAAAACU